AUGUCAGUGAAGAAGAAAAGUGAAAAAUCUGACGAUAAGACGUGGAGCGUAGUGAGCUUCGAUAACAAUACGACUUUGCAACGGGACGAUCGCGUUUCUGUCGAAACGAUUUCAGAAGAAGGACUGUGUGAUGAUGUCUUGUCGAAUACUAGUUCAGAUGAGUGCGAUUUACCCAUGAACGCUAUGGGAGGGCCAAAGGUGACCGAGUUUGGAUUUGACACCCUUGUGGCGCAAACGGAAAUUGCGCCGGAAAUUCCCAUCAAUUCGGCGCAAAGCUCGAUCAACCACCCACUUUCCCGCUGCUUUGCACCUUUGUUGGAAAAUCGCGUUACUCGUGCCGUAGCCCAGUUGCAAACAUGGCAAAUCGUUCUUUUGACUUCUUCUACGACUUUGUUUCUCACUUGUGUUGUCCGAGCACUUUUACAGGCGUCAGCUACAAGUGUUGUACAUGAGACAUCUACUGCUCCAUACUUUACUAAUCACGGUGCGACGUACCGCGACGUAGAUUUUGUGUUGCCCUUCGGGGAUGUUCCAGCAGGUGUAACCAAAUACAUCGUGGAUUUUGAGAAUAGGGUUGCAUACCCGAUUGUUCCAGAGGUUCCGUUCUGGGAAUCUGCGAAGGCGAGCUUCAACCAAAAAGCGUCUGCUUUGCGGGAAGAUUUGAAAGAGUUCGGAUGUCAAAAUGUCCAAAAGUUGAGCGACGGACUGCAUCUAACUAAUUCGGCAAUUCAGACAUCGUUAGGAAGAGUCAAAUCCUCGACAUUGAGCAAAUUUAGCUCUGUCCCUCUCUACUUAAAAUCUUUACCACAAACAGUAAACCAAGCUUUUAGGGGUCAAGUUGUUAAGAGGUUCACAUUUUUCAGAAAGGCGUUCCAAAUGCAGGCUUCGGAGCAUUUGAUGACCCUUCAUGGCAAGUACUCUAAUUGUGAGAGAGUUGUGAAGUCAAUUCCCCAUGAUUUGGAGCGUCUGGGACCCAAAUUUAAGUGCACUUGGUUAAAGGCUUUAACUAAUACUAGGCAGUUUCAGCGAGAAGCAAAUGUUCUUUUAUUUGAUAAAUGGAAUAAUACGAUGGAAAUGUUAAGGUUAAAGAAAACGACCGUUAAGAAUUGA
Messenger RNA from Lachancea nothofagi CBS 11611, 1110 nucleotides. Lineage: Eukaryota; Fungi; Ascomycota; Saccharomycetes; Saccharomycetales; Saccharomycetaceae. The record is from the annotation of a GenBank genome assembly.